Messenger RNA from Lasiodiplodia theobromae, 3000 nucleotides. RefSeq lists its product as uncharacterized. The transcript is spliced from 4 exons. Lineage: Eukaryota; Fungi; Ascomycota; Dothideomycetes; Botryosphaeriales; Botryosphaeriaceae. The record is from RefSeq and is a predicted model, not a curated record. Gene Ontology annotation, molecular function: calcium-activated cation channel activity. Gene Ontology annotation, cellular component: plasma membrane. Bases 1 to 3000 code for a protein of 999 amino acids.
AUGUCGUGGACGCGCGCAUCAACCGGGUCGCUACUACCCCGGGACGGCGCGGAGAGCUCCACCGACACCUUCCUCCGCCUGAUCUCGAAUCCAUUCAAUACUGAGGUCAACGAGAGCGCCUUCUGGUCGUCUCUUGGAUACUCCGUCGGCGCCGCUCUCCUCUUCGCCCUCCUCUUCUGCCUCCUCCGCCCUUACAACAGCACCGUAUAUGCCCCACGCCUAAAGCAUGCCGACGAGAAGCACGCCCCACCCGCUGUCACCAAAGGCGUCUUCGCCUGGGUUGGCCCCGUCGUCAAGACUCGCGAGCAGCUGCUUAUCGAGAAGGUCGGCAUUGACGCUACCGUUUUCCUGCGCUUCACCAAGAUGUGCCGAAACAUCCUCCUCAUUCUGUCCGUGGUUGGCUGCGGCGUCUACAUUCCACUCAACUUGGUCGAGAAUGCCAAGAACAACGUUUUGGGGAACGUGCCGACGUUCAUGAAGUUUACCCCGCUUGGUGUGUGGGGGAAAGCGUGUUGGGCGCAUGUACUGUUGUCGUACAUAUUCGACGGCGUAGUCUGCUAUUUCCUGUGGACCAACUACAAGGCCGUUUAUAAAAUGCGGAGAGAUUAUUUCGACAGUCCCGAGUAUCAGCGUAGUCUGCAUGCUCGGACGUUGAUGGUCACCGAUAUUUCUAAGUCCUACCGAACCGACGAGGGUGUAUGCAGAAUCCUGGAUGAAGUGAAAGUGACGGACGGCCACCCCCGAGGAGUCAUCGCCCGCAACGUGAAGGAUCUUCCGCAACUCAUCGACCAACACGAGAACGCCGUCCGUGAAUUGGAGGAGAUUUUGGCAAAAUAUCUGAAGAAUCCGAACUAUUUACCAUCGAAGCGACCAACCUGUAAGACGCAGAAGCAAGACCGUGCUUACACACCUGGGACAAAAGUAGACGCCAUCGAUUACCUGACAUCCAGAAUUAAGAGCUUGGAAAUCGAGAUCAAGGAGGUUAGACUCACCGUUGACAACCGAAACGCUCUUUCGUACGGAUUCGCCAGCUAUGAAGGCAUCGAUGAGGCGCACCAGGUGGCGUAUGCUGGCAGGAAUAAGCAUCCUCAUAAAGCCUCGGUCAGGCUUUCCCCGAAGCCCAGUGAUCUCAUUUGGGCCAAUCUUCCACUGACACCUGCUCAACGCCAUGGGAGAGCAAUCCUCAACAACAUCUGGGUUGCUCUGCUCACUGUUGUUUGGUGCAUUCCUAACGGUCUUAUUGCUGUUUUCCUGGCAAACUUGAGCAAUCUUGGGCUUGUUUGGAAAGAUUUCCAAGUAGAGCUCUCGGCGAAUCCGAAGACGUGGGCUGCCGUUCAGGGUAUUGCUGCUCCUUUGAUUACCACUCUUUUCUACUUCUUCCUACCCUCCAUUUUCAGACGUCUCUCAAUGAACGCCGGAGAUUACUCGAAAACCUCCCGCGAGCGCCAUGUCACUCACAAGCUCUACUCCUUCUUCGUCUUCAACAACCUGCUCGUCUUCUCGCUGUUCUCUACAGCUUGGAAGUAUGCCGCCGCAGUCAUUGAAGCAGAGAAGGAGAUCAGCGUGUGGGAGGCACUGAAGGCUGCAGACCCUUGGGCCAACCUUAUGACGGCUUUCUGCGACGUUUCUCCAUUCUGGCUCAACUACCUCUUGCAGCGCAAUUUCGGUGCCGCAUGGGAUCUGUCACAGCUGGGUAACAUGGCUUGGGGUUGGGCUGUCCGCACAUUCACCAGCCCGACUCCUCGCCGGCUGAUCGAACUUACCGCGCCCCCGCCCUUCGACUACGCCGCAUACUACAACUAUUUCCUCUUCUAUACCACCAUCGCCCUCGUUUUUGCACCAUUCCAGCCUCUUGUCCUGCCUGUAGCUGCCUUUUACUUCUCCAUGGACAGCUAUUUGAAGAAGUACCUCUUGCUGUACGUCUUCAUCACGAAGCAUGAGUCAGGUGGCUCUUUCUGGCGUGUGCUCGUCAACAGAGUGCUGUUUGCUACAUUCUUUGCCAAUCUCGUUGUGCUUCUCUUCCUUAUUGCCAGGAAGGAAUCCUACAAUCAGCUGAUGUGCAUGAUUCCCCUUCUCCUCCUACUUGGGGGGACAAAGUGGUACUUCAUGCGCACCUUCGAUGAUGGCAUGCACUAUUACAGCAAGGGAGUCAAGAAGGACCAGGAGGAAGGUCUUCCAGAGAGGAAGAAGCGUCGCGAUCGUGUCGGUGUUCGCUUCGGACAUCCGGCGCUUUAUAAGCCAUUGAUGACGCCCAUGGUCCACUCUAAGUCUCAACAUCUUCUCGCCCAGGUGUACCGCGGCCGCCUGGAAGCCGACACAGACGGAGCCAAUACCGGCUACGGUGACACCUUCAAUAUGGAUGACAUGUCCAAGACGCGCCCUGGCAAAUCUGCCGGUCCCAAUGCGCCAUUCGAGCUCGUCAACGACUCGCAACUCGACUUCGAAAACUACCGCAAUCGGCCUGAGUUCCGCGAAGAGUUCGGCGGCGAUGGUGAGCUAUAUGGUCGUCCAUCAGAUAUGUCCCGGCCUGGCACGCCCGGCACCUUCACCACCGGUUAUGGUAGCGACAACGGCUCCCGCUCUGGCUCACCCGCCUUCAACUCUCCUUACCGCGGCUCUCAGGACAGCGACCGCACCUUCACCGAGGGCGACCUGCAUGCCGGCAGUUCCGCUAGUGGAGGCGCUACCUACCCGGCCGGUUACCACCAGCCGCCCGUGCUGGGAGUUUCGUCCGUCUUGGCCAACCAGCCUCGCUCAUACAGCCCGCUCCGCCGCAUGUCGUCCGAAGAUCUGGCCGGACCAGCACAGGUGAACAACACGAACAUGAUGUACAACCGGGAUUUCUCGGACGUGAACCUUGUGGGCGGCGCCGCGCCGAUGGGGCGCGCGGGUGGAUACAGCCGCCUCGAUGGCGGGACUGCGCCCGAGAUUUUGCAGGAAGAGCAGACGAGUUAUGAUUUCUUCCGGAGACCGAGAGGAAAUGGAAUGAGAGAUACGUAA